Cryphonectria parasitica EP155 is the source of this 2814-nucleotide messenger RNA. RefSeq names its product annexin. Gene Ontology annotation, molecular function: calcium-dependent phospholipid binding; calcium ion binding. The transcript is spliced from 2 exons. The record is from RefSeq and is a predicted model, not a curated record. Lineage: Eukaryota; Fungi; Ascomycota; Sordariomycetes; Diaporthales; Cryphonectriaceae. Gene Ontology annotation, cellular component: cytoplasm. The coding region runs from base 321 to 2453 and encodes 710 amino acids.
AGAGAGUGAGAGAGAGAGACACACAAACAGACGGCUGUCUUUCGACUCACAUCCCUCAUCCCAUACUCGAAAGCUCUCUCCAGCCUCCCUCCCUCCCGCUCCCCCCCUUGUCACGAGACGCCGAUCCCCAGACGACAGGGCGCUACCCCGCAGUCUUGUGUGUGGGUGUGUUUGUGGGUGUGCUGCGGUUAUUAUUCUGUGUGCGUGCGCGUCGUGUGUUGUGGGUGUGGACUUGUUCGUCUCGAAGCACAGUUCCUUGGCUGCCCAGCGCUGCCCUUCCUUGUCUGAGAACCUAGCAGCAUUCAUCCUUAUUAUUAUUCAUGUCCCUCCAGGUCGAGGGUCAUCGGCGUGGCCGGUCUCGGUCCCCAGGUGGCCGUGAUCGUGACCGCAGCCGGAGCCGUGGCGUGCCUGUUGUCGUCGACGUCGACCCUGCAUAUGACAACGGCAGGGACAGGGACAGGUCCUACGACUAUGGAGACCGGCACUCGUCGUCAUACAGGACACCUGCCUCGCCUGACGAUGACUAUUACCACCGUCCCAGGAGCCCAGCCGUGGAGAACGGCGCACGCUCUUCUUAUGGAGAUUUGAGAGACUACAGGCGCGAUAGCCCGCGGGAGAGGCACUCCGACUCGGACAGAGAAAGGGAGCGAGAGAGAGACAACGCAAGGACGGGCCUGGGCCUGGCAGACGCCUUCCUACCCCAAAAGUACGCCAAGAAGCUUGAGAACUCAGACACGUACAAUCUCAUGACUGCCCCCCUCUCCGACCGGUCGCGCGAGAGGUCACGCGACCGCCGCGCUGAGAAGAAGGAGAAGCUCGAGGAGGACCUCGCCUACGGCAAGAUCCCGCCGCCGCCGCCCACCUCGCCGCCCUAUGACCGUGACGACCACGCCCACACCCAUGAGCAGCAGCGUAAGCACAGAGACUCGUAUCUCGCCGAUCCCAGGCGCAGUGCCGACCUUCUCAGCGCAGGGGAUGGCCGCUCUGGUGGCCGGGGUAGGAGCAGGAGCAGGAGCACCGGCGCCAGGGACCACUCCACGGACGGGCGUGACAACAACAGCAGCAGCAGGAAGCACCAUCACGCCCAUCGCGACUCGCUGACUGCCGAUCCCACGGGCGACGCGGCGCCCCGCAAGAGCGCCAUGAAGCGCAACUCGUCGCCUCAGCCGCCCGUGGCCAAGAUGUCGUCGCUCUCCGUCAACACCGCCUUCAACGCCAGCAGCCUCUCCGCCGCACCGCCGUCUCCCCUCCUGGAGUCGUACCACGGAACCUACCAGUCCAUGUCGCCCAUGCCCUCGCCCUUGCUCCUGCCUACGCACCACCACGGCGGCGGCGGCGGCGGCGGCGUACCCCACAUCGCAGACGUCUCGCCUCUCAACUCGGACGACGAGGCCGGCGGCAAGAAGCGCAGCCGGCGGGCGCGAUUCGCCGACCCGGAGGAUGACGCCCAGAGGCUCGCCGACGCGCUCAAGGGGAGCAAGGCGCCACGCACUGAGCCGCUGGUCGAGAUCCUGCCGGGCCUGACGCACGACCAGAUCAUGGACCUGCGGGCCGAGUACAAGCGGCUCGUCAAGACGGGCCCCGAGAAGAAGGGCGUCAACAUCGCCAAGCACAUCCGCGUGCGGCUCAAGGACGAGGACCCUUCCCUCAUGAAGGCCUGCUACGCCACCGCCCUCGGCAGGUGGGAGAGCGAGGCCUACUGGUCCAGCUUCUGGUACCAGGGCGACAAGACCCGUCGUGAGCUGCUGAUCGAGAGCCUGAUGGGCCGCACCAACGAAGAGAUCCACGAGAUCCGCCAGGCCUUUAGCGACAAGACCUACGACAACAGCCUGACGCGUUGCAUGAGGCACGAGCUCAAGGAGGACAAGUUCAAGAAGGCCGUGCUGCUGGUCCUCGAGGAGGACCGCAUGGACGAUCUCGACAAGUACGGCCGCCCCCUGCCCAUCGACCAGUACCUCGUCGAGGACGACGCCGACGACCUGCGCAGCGCUGUCAAGGCAGAGAAGGGUGGCGAGUCCGCCAUGAUCAACAUUGUCGUCAAGAGGAGCGAUAGCCACCUGAGGGAGGUCCUGCGGGUCUAUAACGACAAGUACAGGUCCAACUUUGCGAGAGAUGCCCUGCGAAAGAGUGGAAACCUGGUGGGCGAACUGCUAGCACACAUCCUCAACGGGGUCAUCAACAAGCCCGUCCGCGAUGCACUGCUUGUCCACCACGCACUCACGGCCUCCAAGAAGGACGCCCUCCGUCGCGAGCUGCUGACCUCGCGCCUGGUGCGCUACCACUGGGAUGGGACACACAUGACCGCCGUGAAGAGGGCCUACCAGGAGAGAUACGGCAAGGACAUGAUGGAGGCCGUAGAGGAUGGCACGUCAGGCGAGUGGGGCCAGUUCUGCCGUGAGCUUUGCAUCACACGCAUGCCAGACAAGGUAGCCAAGUUUCAUGUGUCCAGGUGAAGAGAUGAGACCUUGUUUGUAGUUUGCUAAGGAAAUAGUAGCCCGGAUUUGGGGCGCGAACGAGGGCAUAAUGAUACGAUAUGAGUGAUACGUUUGGUUGAUGAUGGGGAAUGGGGAUAUGGUAAAUUAUUCUUGUCAGAUGAGAGACGACGGUAUGAAAGGGCAAAGGGCUCGUACUAGCUGCUUAGGACCUAGAUAAGGGACAUGCAAAGGCAGGUAGAUGACUGAGAAUGGCUCUGGGGAUUUUUGACUGCUCUACUGGAGGCCAUCUAUGCAUGCCUGCAUGCAUGGAUGUCAUAAUCCCCACAACUUCUGCAUUUGACUAGGAAUAGAUGUCUUGAAAUUAAUUACCAUGAAAGCG